Messenger RNA from Syngnathus acus (greater pipefish), 2358 nucleotides. It is a transcript of the gene hpda, whose product is annotated as 4-hydroxyphenylpyruvate dioxygenase a. Gene Ontology annotation, molecular function: 4-hydroxyphenylpyruvate dioxygenase activity; metal ion binding; lactoylglutathione lyase activity. The coding region runs from base 93 to 1280 and encodes 395 amino acids. Gene Ontology annotation, biological process: L-tyrosine catabolic process. The record is from RefSeq and is a predicted model, not a curated record. The transcript is spliced from 15 exons. Lineage: Eukaryota; Metazoa; Chordata; Actinopteri; Syngnathiformes; Syngnathidae. Gene Ontology annotation, cellular component: endoplasmic reticulum membrane; Golgi membrane.
CAGCUUGCCAUCGGGUCAGUACAUAUCAGCAGCAGAGACACAGAUAGAUGAUUUUGAUGUUACUCUCGUUGGACUGAGGCUCUAAUUGCACCAUGACAAGCUACACUGAUAAAGGGGAGAAGCAUGAAAGGGGGAAAUUUGUCAGGUUUCAUCAUGUCACUUUCUGGGUCGGCAAUGCCAAACAGGCGGCAUCCUUCUACUGUGACAAGAUGGGCUUUGAGCCUCUGGCCUACAAGGGCUUGGAGACUGGCAGCCGAGAGCGAGUCUCCCAUGUCAUCAAGCAAGAUAAGAUCAUAUUUGCAUUUGAAUCUCCUCUCAAUCCUGGAAAUGAAGAGAUGGGAGGUCACUUGAUGAAGCACGGAGAUGGAGCCAAAGACAUCGCCUUCCAAGUGGAGGACUGUGACUACUUAAUUAAGACGGCCAAGCAGCGAGGAGCUGUCAUUGUGAAGGAUCCCUGGGUGGAGGAGGACAUCCACGGGAGGGUCAAGUUUGCUGUGGUGCAGACGUAUGGAGAUACGACACACACAUUUAUUGAGUACCUGGCGCCCUACAAAGGCCUUUUCCUACCUGGCUACAAAGAACCCAUGUUUCGAGAUCCACUCUUAGCCAAACUCCCGCACGUAGGUUUGCGCUUCAUCGAUCACAUAGUUGGAAACCAGCCAGAUGAACAAAUGGUGCCAAUAUCUGACUGGUAUCAGAAGUGCUUGUUGUUCCAUCGGUUCUGGUCCAUAGAUGACAAGCAGAUCCACACGCAGUACAGUUCACUCAGGUCCAUCGUGGUCACCAAUUAUGAAGAAACCAUCAAGAUGCCCAUUAAUGAACCUGCAGUGGGGAAAAAGAAGUCACAAAUACAGGAAUAUGUGGAUUAUAAUGCUGGAGCGGGCGUUCAGCACAUUGCCCUCAAUACAUCAAAUAUCAUUCAAGCUAUUGUGAACCUGCGCGCCCGAGGGAUGGAGUUCCUCUCAGCACCUGACACCUACUACGAAUCCCUAAGGGAGAAACUCAAAGCUGCCAAGAUAAAAGUGAAGGAGGACCUCAACCGCUUGCAGGAACUGAGAAUCUUAGUUGACUUUGAUGACAAGGGUUAUCUCCUCCAAAUCUUCACCAAACCUGUGCAGGAUCGACCCACCCUAUUCUUAGAGGUCAUCCAGAGAAACAACCAUUUUGGAUUUGGAGCAGGAAAUUUCAAGUCCUUAUUUGAGGCGAUUGAAAAAGAUCAAGACGCCAGAGGCAACCUGACCGCGGUGACGCCCGACGGCCAAGUUCAGGCCUUCUACUGAUUCUGCCUAGCGACACAUCUGAGAGGCGAUUAAUAUCUUCCAUAAAGCCAAACAGGAAGUGCUGGCUGUCUCCGAGUGUUUGGUGUGACUGGAUGGCUAAGUAAAGAUAGUCAGCCAUUUUGACACACUUGGAGCACAUCAUGUGUCCUAUAUGUAAAAUAUAUUCCACAUAUAGGACUUGAGUAAAUUCAGCCAUGAAUAAAAAAAAAAAAAAUUAAAAAAAGAGCUGCUGCAAUUUGUGCUUGUUCCCCAAAAUACUGGUGAGAAGAAGCCAAAGCAGGGGUGGCAAAAAUUAAAAGUCAACUUGUAUGACAUCUUUUGAGGAUAUACGUAAUAAUUAUUUCAUCGUCCAACUACUAAAAAAUUUUACCAAAUAAGAAGAUGCUAAUCGACACUAAAGCUAAAGUAAAGCUGGAAUUACAACUCUUUCUAUGGAAACGCAGGAGACACCGAUAUUUCAAAAUAAUUUAUUUGCAUAUAAUUGGAAUGAAGACAGGUUGAUACAUUUGUGAUGGCACUGGUUAUUUUCCAUAAAGAAAAAAGAAAAAAAAGAAUUGGCCUAUACAGAAACCACCCUUUCAAACCUGAACAAAAUGGAUAAAUAUAUUAGUAAAUAAAUAUAUUAGUGACAUGUCACUAUAUUGAAAUGUUCUAUUAUACACUAUUUGUUUUUGUUGUACUCUUUUUGUACACAAGUAUCUAAAACAUACUGACUGAUCCCUUGGUGGUCUGGAGGGAUUUUUUUUUUUGCACUCUAUUUGAAAAGGCAGUGUAAGCUUAAAAUUCUUGCAAAACAUACACAAACAGAAUUGUUUGAAAUUGUGUGCUCUGCCUUUUUGGGCUUAUUUAUACUUUUUUUUUUUUUAUGUCAUAUUGUUUCUGUAUACAUGUGCUUCACCCAAAGUGCUGCUUUUAAUUCAGUCACGUCCACGGAAGAGGAAAAACCUGCCGUAGACAAUAAAAGGCGCAUGAAUCAUUUAGCUAGGGAAUAUUAGUGUCGGACAAUAUUUGUGUUUUUUGCGCCAAAGUUGAUUACCACUUUCAUUUUGCUUCAGUUGAACAAAGGGGGCGGUAUUUA